AUGGGGCUGCCGACCCUGGAGUUCAGCGACUCCUACUUGGACAGCCCGGAUUUCAGGGAGCGCCUGCAGUGUCACGAGAUUGAGCUGGAGCGAACCAACAAGUUCAUCAAGGAGCUCAUUAAGGACGGCUCCCUGCUCAUCGGGGCUCUGAGGAAUCUGUCUAUGGCAGUACAGAAAUUUUCCCAGUCGCUGCAGGAUUUCCAGUUUGAAUGUAUCGGUGAUGCUGAAACAGAUGAUGAAAUUAGUAUCGCUCAGUCACUAAAAGAAUUCGCAAGACUACUUAUCGCAGUAGAAGAAGAAAGGAGAAGACUGAUUCAAAAUGCUAAUGAUGUAUUAAUUGCACCACUUGAGAAAUUUCGCAAAGAACAAAUAGGGGCAGCAAAAGAUGGAAAGAAGAAAUUUGACAAAGAGAGUGAAAAAUAUUAUUCCAUUCUUGACAAACAUUUAAAUUUGUCUGCAAAGAAAAAGGAAUCUCAUUUGCAAGAGGCAGAUACACAGAUUGACCGAGAACAUCAGAACUUCUAUGAGGCAUCACUAGAAUAUGUCUUUAAAAUUCAAGAGGUUCAGGAAAAAAAGAAGUUUGAAUUUGUUGAACCGCUUUUAUCGUUCCUUCAGGGUUUAUUUACUUUCUACCAUGAGGGAUAUGAACUCGCCCAGGAAUUUGCACCGUAUAAACAACAGCUGCAGUUCAACUUGCAGAAUACGAGGAAUAAUUUUGAAAGUACUCGACAAGAGGUAGAGCGAUUGAUGCAGAGGAUGAAAUCUGCCAAUCAAGAUUACCGGCCACCCAGCCAGUGGACAAUGGAAGGCUACUUGUAUGUCCAGGAGAAACGACCUCUUGGUUUUACAUGGAUUAAACAUUAUUGUACAUAUGAUAAAGGAAGUAAAACUUUUACAAUGAGUGUUUCAGAAAUGAAAUCCAGUGGGAAAAUGAAUGGCCUUGUUACUAGCUCACCAGAAAUGUUUAAAUUAAAAUCUUGUAUCCGACGAAAGACGGAUUCAAUUGAUAAACGAUUUUGCUUUGACAUAGAAGUGGUCGAAAGGCAUGGGAUCAUCACAUUGCAAGCCUUUUCGGAAGCUAAUAGAAAACUCUGGCUUGAAGCCAUGGAUGGGAAGGAACCGAUUUAUACCCUGCCUGCAAUUAUCAGCAAGAAAGAAGAAAUGUACUUAAAUGAAGCAGGGUUCAACUUUGUGAGAAAAUGCAUCCAAGCUGUGGAAACGAGAGGCAUCACCAUCUUAGGUCUCUACCGAAUAGGAGGAGUGAAUUCCAAAGUGCAGAAACUCAUGAAUACCACAUUUUCUCCCAAGUCCCCUCCUGACAUGGACAUUGAUAUUGAGCUGUGGGAUAAUAAGACAAUAACAAGUGGACUGAAAAACUACCUCAGGUGCCUUGCAGAACCACUGAUGACUUACAAAUUACACAAAGAUUUUAUUGUUGCUGUUAAAUCUGAUGACCAAAACUACCGGGUGGAAGCUGUACAUGCAUUGGUGCACAAGUUGCCAGAGAGAAACAGAGAGAUGCUGGACAUCUUAAUAAAGCACCUGGUCAAAGUGUCCCUACAUAGUCAACAAAAUCUCAUGACAGUCUCAAACCUUGGUGUUAUAUUUGGUCCAACUCUAAUGAGAGCACAGGAAGAAACUGUGGCUGCCAUGAUGAAUAUUAAGUUUCAGAACAUUGUGGUUGAAAUUCUGAUAGAGCACUAUGAAAAGAUUUUUCACACUGCCCCAGACCCCAGCAUCCCUCUUCCUCAGCCUCAGUCUCGAUCCGGAUCCCGGAGGACGCGUGCAAUCUGCCUCUCCUCAGGCUCCCGAAAGCCCAGAGGGAGGUAUACUCCGUGUUUGGCAGAACCUGACAGCGACUCCUAUAGCAGCAGCCCCGACAGCACGCCCAUGGGGAGCGUCGAGUCCCUCUCCUCCCACUCCUCCGAGCAGAACAGCGCCACGAAGCCUGCCUCCUGCCCGCCCAGGGAGAGGUCUGCCGGGAUCCCUUGGAUUGCGGCCCCAUCGCCCAGCAACGGACAGAAGAGCCUUGGUCUCUGGACCACGAGUCCCGAGUCAAGUUCUCGAGAAGACGCAACCAAAACGGACGUGGAAUCAGACUGUCAGAGCGUCACCUCCGUCACCAGUCCCGGGGACGCGUCCCCACCCAUCGACCUGGCCAAGAAGGGGCCCUAUGGGCUCUCGGGACUGAAAAGAGCCUCAGCUUCCUCCCUCAGAUCCGUCUCUGCGGCUGAAGGAAACAAGAGCUACAGCGGAUCCAUUCAAAGUUUAACUUCCAUAGGUUCCAAAGAGACACCCAAAGCCACGCCAAACCCAGAUCUGCCUCCAAAAAUGUGCAGGAGGUUAAGGCUGGACACCACCUCCAGCAACGGCUACCAGCGCCCUGGCUCCGUUGUGGCAGCAAAGGCCCAGCUGUUUGAAAAUGUUGGUUCAGUUAAGCCAGUUUCUUCUGGACGCCAAGCCAAAGCCAUGUACUCCUGUAAAGCAGAGCACAGCCAUGAGCUUUCCUUCCCACAGGGGGCGCUAUUCUCUAACGUGUACCCAUCAGUGGAACCAGGAUGGUUGAAGGCAACUUAUGAAGGCAAAACAGGACUCGUCCCAGAAAAUUAUGUUGUCUUCCUCUAA
Messenger RNA from Rangifer tarandus platyrhynchus (Svalbard reindeer), 2625 nucleotides. The record is from the annotation of a GenBank genome assembly. Lineage: Eukaryota; Metazoa; Chordata; Mammalia; Artiodactyla; Cervidae.